AUGGCAUCUUCGUGCGUGUCGGUCGUGAGUGCGAUCAGUGGCGUUGCCGUUCUCGGCGCGCUUCUCACCGCCGCCUUCAUCUUCAACGAUAUCAAUCGUUUCUACUACACGACGAUGGAAACGUUUGACGAGUUCAAGGUUGGUGCCACAUCUCUCGCACGUACGUCUUUUGUCAAAACUUGCAGAUGAACGAGAAAAGCGCGUGGGACAACAUGAUCAUGACGACUCGUUCGCCGCAGCAGGUCUUCAUGGGCCGUGCUAGGCGUCAAGCGGAUCUUCCCGAUUGCCAGGCGCUCGCCAAGAACUGUCCACCAGGACCGGCUGGAGCACCGGGAGCUCCGGGAGCCGCAGGAGAGCCAGGAAGCGACGGAGAGGCCGGAAAGCCGGGACUCGACGGAUCGGCAGUUCCAUUCACUUCCGCCUCCGGAGGAGCUUGCAUUCAGUGCCCAGCCGGAGAAGCUGGACCAGCUGGACCACCGGGACCACCAGGACCAGCGGGAGCGGACGGAGAGGCUGGAGCCGACGCGCCAGCCGGAGGCCCAGGAGCGCCAGGACCACAAGGACCAGCGGGAGACGCCGGAGCGCCAGGAGCACCGGGAGCCCCAGGAAACGGCGGACAGCCAGGAAAGGACGGACAGAGAUCGAUCGGAACUCCAGGAGCCGCCGGAGCCCCAGGACCACAGGGACCUGCCGGAGCCAUUGGAGAAGCCGGAGCCGCCGGAGCUCCAGGAGCACAAGGACCAGCCGGAGGGCCAGGAGCCGAUGGACAGCCCGGAGCCGCCGGAGGACCGGGAGUGGCCGGAGAGCGAGGAAAGGACGGACAGCCGGGACCCGAUGCGGCCUACUGCCCGUGCCCAGCCAGAUCUGCUCAGUGA
Messenger RNA from Caenorhabditis sp. 36 PRJEB53466, 875 nucleotides. The record is from the annotation of a GenBank genome assembly. Lineage: Eukaryota; Metazoa; Nematoda; Chromadorea; Rhabditida; Rhabditidae.